AUGGCAACGGAGGAGACAACAGACGAGAGAAAGGAGUUUGGCAGCGGUGUUUUAGGAAAAGAUGAGAACGUUAGUGGGGGGUCUGUGGUGGUUGGUUUCGGCAAGGAGACAGAGAAUGGCACGAGAAGUGGCUGGACUUGGAAGAGAGGACAAUGGGGAGUGGCUGGACUUGGGAGAGAGGACAUCAGGGAGUUUGACAGCGGUGUUUUGAGAGGACGACAGAUUGAGAGAGCAGCUGAGGGAAUUUUACAUUUUUGGAAUUCAAAAAAUGAAACGUCGGUUUUGGCGGUGGUGCUUCGGGAGAAAGACAGAUUCAGAGAGUAG
Molecule: messenger RNA, 324 nt
Organism: Dovyalis caffra
Lineage: Eukaryota; Viridiplantae; Streptophyta; Magnoliopsida; Malpighiales; Salicaceae
Source: the annotation of a GenBank genome assembly